AUGAAGACCCCCAUGGCUGCCCUUGCUGUCCUUUUGGUGGCUGUCCUCUGCAACCAGGUCUUCUCUUCUCCAGCUUCUGUCAACUUGUCUGGUCCCUGCUGCUACCGAUACAGCAACAAAGCGCUUCCCUCGAGCCGUGUGGUGUUGUAUGAGCACACAGGCAGCCACUGCUCCCAGCCAGCUGUGAUAUUCAGCACAGCCGCGGGCAAGAAGGUCUGUGGCAAUCCUGCUGAGAAGUGGGUCCAGGACAUUGUGAAUCACCAGAAGGACAAGGCAGGCAGCAGAUGA
Tauraco erythrolophus (red-crested turaco) is the source of this 288-nucleotide messenger RNA. RefSeq names its product C-C motif chemokine 3-like 1. Gene Ontology annotation, cellular component: extracellular region. The record is from RefSeq and is a predicted model, not a curated record. Gene Ontology annotation, molecular function: chemokine activity; CCR chemokine receptor binding. Lineage: Eukaryota; Metazoa; Chordata; Aves; Musophagiformes; Musophagidae. Gene Ontology annotation, biological process: inflammatory response; positive regulation of GTPase activity; chemokine-mediated signaling pathway.